Molecule: messenger RNA, 942 nt
Organism: Cygnus atratus (black swan)
Lineage: Eukaryota; Metazoa; Chordata; Aves; Anseriformes; Anatidae
Product: keratinocyte proline-rich protein-like
Exons: 1
Coding region: 1-942 (313 amino acids)
Source: RefSeq, a predicted model, not a curated record
AUGUCUUUGAAUCAGACGCAGUGCAAGCAGGAAAUCACCCUCCCACCUGGCCUGAGCAAAACGAUUCCAAAGCAAAGCCAAGAGCCAGUUCCAUGCCCUGAGCAGGUCCCAUGUCCACAGCAGCAACCUGAAGUCCAAGUCCCAGACCCAACCCCAGUAGUUGUGGUACAGUGCCCAGAGAAAACAGAGCCAUUGCAAGCACCCGUGGUGGAACCAGGCAAGGGAGAAGCACCAGUGGUCGUAAUACCUGAGUGUCCACCCCAGGAACAGCAGCAGCAGCAGCAAAUCAAGCUACCACCAACUUUCCCUCCUGUAUCACACCCUGAGCCUAUUUCAUGCUCCCAGGAGAAAUCAGAAUGCAAAGAGAUUCCAGAGCCCACCCUUGUUAUCUGCCCUGAACCUGCACCAUGUCCCCAGGAGAAGCAAGAAUGCAAAGAGAUCCCCGUGCCAGUCCCUGUUCCAAGCCCUGACCCUGCACCAUGUCCCCAGGAGAAGCAGGAGUGCAAGGAGAUCCCUGUGCCAAUCCCCGUUCAAUGCCCUGAACCUGCACCAUGUCCCCAAGAGAAGCAGGAAUGCAAGGAGGUCCCUGUGCCUGUCCCUGACCCUGCACCAUGUCCCCAGGAGAAGCAGGAGUGCAAGGAGAUCCCAAAGCCUGUCCCUGUUCAAUGCUCUGACCCUGAACCAUGUCCUCAGGUGAAGCAGGAGUGCAAAGAGAUCCCAGUGCCCACCCCAUGUCCCCAGGAGGAGCAGGAGUGCAAGGAUAUCCCGGUGCCUGUCCCUGUUCAAUGCUCUGACCCUGAACCAUGUGCCCAGAAGCAGGAGUGCAAGGAGAUCCCGGUGCCGACCCCUGAGCCGGAGCAGUGCUCCCUUCCCGAGAAGCAUCCUCCCAUCGAGCAGCAGCAGGUGAAGCAGCCCAACCAGUGGCCACUGAUGCAGAAGUAA